AUAUGUGUGCGUAUAAUGUCGGUAGAUGUGUGCUUAAUUAGUCUCGCAAUAAACGUAUUGAGAACCAGACGUGUCGUUUUACUGCAUAUACUACAACUGGCUGACGAGGAUUCGUAACGCGUGCAAUUAUGUCGGUGGGAAAAAUUGAAACUUUUUGUGUGUCGUCAGGGAACUGGACAUCGUAUAUGGAACGUCUGGAGAUGUAUUUCAAAGUAAAUAAAAUCGCGGCGGAUAUGCAAUUACCAACAUUAAUUGCGGUUAUGGGUGAAGAGGCCUACGAUUUGCUAAGUAAUUUAUCAAGCCCCAAGAAGCCGUCGGAGUUGACUUUGGACGUCGUAACGAAACUGAUGAGCGAACACUUGGAGCCAAAACCCUCAUUCAUGGCUGAGAGGCAUAAAUUUCGGCAUAGAAGACAAAGAGAAGGCGAAAGUAUAGCACAGUACGUCACGGAACUUAAAAAAUUGGCUAAGUUUUGUGAAUUCGGUACAACAUUGGAAGAUAAUUUACGAGAUCAGUUUACGUGUUGUCUUAAUAGUGAGUUAAUAAAACAAAGGCUUUUUGCCGAGUCGCAGUUAACAUAUGCAAAAGCGGUCAGUUUGGCAUUAUCGUUGGAAUCGGCGGAGAGAGAUGCAGCGAUGGUGGUACGUACGGGUGCGAGCGAGACGGACGCCGGUUUAGGCGGGGGGGUAGCCAACGCUGCAGCGGGAUCGGUGCAUUCCGUCAGAACGGUGCCAUUUCGGCCGCGUGGCGGAAAAAGAUUUCCGGGUGCAGGAACAAAAGAAAAUUUUACCAGGAUGACGUGUAAGACGUGCGGUAAAGAUAACCAUACCAAUCAGGAAUGCCGAUACAAGAAUUUUGCAUGCAGUAAAUGUGGGCGCAUCGGGCAUCUAAGGCGGGUGUGCCCAGAAAAGGGCGCGCGGCCGCCCACCUCCAGCUGGAGCGGCCAGCAACGAGGGGUGCACCAUGUGGAAGCGGCCCUGGACUCACACGACACCACACACGACGAAAACGAGUUUGAGGUCGAUGAAGAGCUAAAUCAUUUGAGUUUAAACGGUUACAAACCGGUAUAAGGAUCUAUUUAAUGGCGGUUUGGGGCGGUUCACGGGCGGAAAAGCGACAUUGCGAGUGCGGGACGGAGCGGAGCCUGUAUUUUGUCGCGCGCGACCUUUGCCUUACGCCCUCAAGGAGAGGGUGGACGCGGAACUCGACCAGAUGCUCCGGGACAAGGUCAUCGAGCCGGUGGACACCUCGGAGUGGGCUACGCCCUUGGUACCGGUACGUAAAGCUGACGGGGGUUUGAGGUUAUGCGCGGAUUAUAAAGUGACGUUGAACCCGGCCUUACUGGUUGAUAGAUUUCCCUUGCCGAAAAUAGACGACCUUUUAGUGAAUUUAAACGGAGCUCAAGUUUUCUCAAAGAUUGAUCUGUCGCAGGCAUAUAAUCAGAUAGAAUUAGACGACUCGAAAAAGUUUACAGUUAUUAAUACACAUCGGGGAUUAUUCCGCUAUAACCGGUUAGUGUAUGGCCUUUCCUCGAGCCCGGGAAUUUUUCAACGUAUUAUGUCCACUUUAUUAGGCGAUAUACCACAAGUCGAAGUAUUUUUAGAUGAUAUAAUAAUAGGGACGGUAGAUGAAAAAACACACAUAUUGGUAUUAGAAAAGGUUUUACAAAGGUUGCAUAACCAAGGAAUAAAAUUAAAGAAAAACAAAUGUUACU
Pectinophora gossypiella (pink bollworm) is the source of this 1714-nucleotide messenger RNA. RefSeq lists its product as uncharacterized. The coding region runs from base 129 to 1070 and encodes 313 amino acids. The record is from RefSeq and is a predicted model, not a curated record. The transcript has 2 exons. Lineage: Eukaryota; Metazoa; Arthropoda; Insecta; Lepidoptera; Gelechiidae. Gene Ontology annotation, molecular function: nucleic acid binding; zinc ion binding.